UAUUGCAGAGCACGUUACUUUCCAUUUGGCUUUCUGCUGCUUGGAGAAGGAACCAGGACAAUGAGAAUUUUCCCUGGCUGGGGCUGGAUUGUUUUCCCAGGAUGUUGGGCCUUGAUUGGCCCUCAAGAGGUAAGAGGUCCCCUGGAUGGAGUGCUCACUGUACAGUGUUGGUAUGGCAGAGGCUACGAGAAUUAUAUUAAAUACUGGUGCAGAGGAACAACUUGGACAUCCUGCCUUGUCGUUGUUACAACAGGGUCAGAGGCAAUGGUGAAGCACGACAGAGUCUCCAUCAAAGACAUUCACACUUUCUGCACAUUCAUAGUGACCAUGAAAAACCUCACAGAGAGAGACUCCGGGACUUACUGGUGUGGGAUAGACAGACUGGGAUGGGAUCUCAUGUUCCCUGUGAAAGUGAAUGUUCUUCCAGCUGUUCCUGCCUCGCCACCACCAGCACCAACGAGAGAGACAACAGUUCAUGCUGCCUCCAGGGGCAGUCCAUCUGAAAGGAAACUCAUUGAAGUGGCUGAAUCCACCUCCACCUCCACCGUUCACAGCAGGGACCCUCGUGCAGGUACAACAGACCCAGUCCUCCAUAUCCUGACACCAUGCAUCCUGCUGGCUCUACUUCUGAUUCUGUUCAUGGUUGUACUGUUUAGAAGGAUGUCGCAGAGGAGAAACAAAGCCCUUGAGGGAGCAACUGGACAAAGGGAAAAGAACUUCCAUCCCUAUCGGCUGGUACCUGGAAACACCCCGUCGUCCUUCCUUACCAGUGAUCCUGCAGCCUCUUGUAAGGCAGCCAUCUGCAUGCCCAUAGAGGAGACACCCGACUCAGCAGCUGAUGAGGAUCUCUAUGAAAAUGCCAUCCAUGAGACGCAGGCUUCAAGAUCGACAAAAGAGGUUGUUCCUGGCACAGUGAAAUGUACAGCCUCACAUCAGCAGGCCAUUUAUGCCAAUCUGAAUCCAAACACACGCAGUAGGACAUCCCCCUCUCGUCAUCAAGGAAAGCCUGGGAAAAAAAAUACUGGAUGAAGCUCAAUGCUCUUGGAACAUUCCCCCUCCUACCGUUGGAAUUUUUAGCAGCUUGUUCUCAUUUCCCUGCAGUUACAUAGAAGCUUUCAGGUUCCUGUUCCUCCAUUAUUCUUCUUGUGCCAGGUCCCCCUGUACUGAGAUGUAGUGUUGCUGCUGAUUGCGUCCCAUUGCCAGCGAGACUGUUUCACAGAUUUACUUACCACUCAGUGCUUCUCGUUCUUCACAUCAUGUGGAAACAGAACAUAUUCCUGGUGGCUUUACCUUCUGGAUGACUGGGAGCAUUUCUAGAAGGACUUUGUAUGGGUCUGCAGGUUUGGCCCACUCCCCUCUGUCUGCCAGAAUUUCCUGCUUUAAAGUUAGACAAUUGCUAAUAAAAAGCUCUGUCAUAAGGUAUAAUUCCCAAAUCUGAACCUUAGCGU
This is a messenger RNA of Chelonoidis abingdonii (Abingdon island giant tortoise), 1448 nucleotides long. Its product is annotated as CMRF35-like molecule 9. The record is from RefSeq and is a predicted model, not a curated record. Gene Ontology annotation, molecular function: transmembrane signaling receptor activity. NCBI's taxonomy places the organism in Eukaryota, Metazoa, Chordata, Testudines, Testudinidae. Gene Ontology annotation, cellular component: plasma membrane.